Messenger RNA from Paramacrobiotus metropolitanus, 2515 nucleotides. Its product is annotated as serine protease inhibitor-like. Bases 366 to 1718 code for a protein of 450 amino acids. NCBI's taxonomy places the organism in Eukaryota, Metazoa, Tardigrada, Eutardigrada, Parachela, Macrobiotidae. Gene Ontology annotation, molecular function: serine-type endopeptidase inhibitor activity. The record is from RefSeq and is a predicted model, not a curated record. The transcript is spliced from 2 exons.
ACUAUUUUUAUUGGGAUACUCUAAGUACAGCAGAUCCAGAAAACGUUAAAAUCUUGUGACAGAUUUUGUUUUUUGUGCCACAGAUAUGGCUGAUGUCUCCCACAGCCGUGCAGACGAGCAGUGUAAUACAGUACUGUACGUACUAGCAUCUGGAAGUUGGUUUCGAAUACUAAUUAAUGAUUUCUUUUCAAAGUAUUCUAGCACAUGUUUGCGUCUCAUCAGUGCUUUGGAAUGGUGUAAUUCAUUUUACGAUGAAAUAAUUAAAAUAAUUGAACGGAAUAAGCAAUUGAAAAGUUAUAAUGUUUUAUCUAUUGAUAUGUCUAUUCCAUUCAACUGAUAAAAGGUGUCAAUUAUUUUUAUUCUAAAUGCCCAAUUUACUGGAAUUUUUUAAGACAUGUCUUGGGAGAAAACAGACCCGAUCCCCGCAACCGCGGCCCGAUCCCAUUCCCCGUGGAUAUCCUUUGCCACCACAUACUACCGACUUCAGUGUAACCACGGUUAACUCUUUUGCCGUGACACUGUUCAAGAAGCUUGUAGAAACCUCUUACUGUCCUCAGCGGAACAUUGCCGUUAGUCCGCAUGCUGUUCAAGUCGUCCUCGCAACGCUGUUGCCCGGGACUAGCGGGGAAGUCUACGCGGCAUUGGCGAAUCUGUUAUGUUUAAACGGAAGAACUCCUCCAGAAUUAUUCGGAUCCUUGGAUGCCAUUAACGCCAACGGUGCACUGAACAGUGUCACCACCGUAUUUUACGAUGAAAAUUGUCGUUUAGUCUCCGAGUAUCAGGAGACAUUGGAGAAGUCCGUCGUCAUUCAUACCAGAGAGACACCAGUCUAUCUAGAUAAAGAUCAAGACUACAGAUGGUCUGCUGUAGAGCCUCAUUAUACUCACUAUAAAUCCCUACAGUGCGAGUUCGUUCCAGUGCCUUUUCGGGAUGAUUUCGAGAAAGCAGUAGACAUCCUCCAGAAGUCUGAUUUUGGAAGAUCGGGGAAUAAGUUUCACCACUGGCUGGACGAACGCCGGACGGAUGCCACACUGGUCCUGCUGAACAGGGUUGAAUUUUCCGGUCAAUGGGAGGAGCCGUUUUAUCCCGGAAAAAGCAGAGACGACACGUUCUACUGCGCCGAUGGUAAAGAGAAAUCUGUGGUCUUCAUGGAGCAGACGUUCAAUCCCAGUCGUUGCUAUAAUGUUCAGCCGGACACCACCCGUGCCCUGCACGCCGAAGACCCGCAGAUGGUCAUUUUGGAUGUUUUGGGAAGGCAGUUCAGUGUGAUGAUUGUGUUACCAGGGGAAAAUAAUGGAGGAAUGCAGGCACUGGAGAAGACGCUGACAAUUGAAAAUCUACUGCAAUGGCGACAGAAAAGCCGGACGUGCAAUAAUCUGUAUAUUGUUCUUCCCAGAUUUCGUAUCCGUUGCGGUGUCGAUUUAAAAGUAUGCACGCAGUCGAUGGGAUUACAAGAACUGUAUGCAGCGUCCAGCACGGGGUUUUCGCCGAUGGUCAGCAGCGACGGACCGGUGAAAGUUGACGAAUUUAAGCAGGAGGUGACCAUAGAAGUGGACGAAUACGGAAUUAAAACGGCGCCAUGUUAUGGUGAACUGAACGAAAUAAACCUGCUCAGCUAUCCGAAUUUCGUGGCUAAUCGACCCUUCCUUGUCGUCAUUUGGAACGAGUUAGCCAACGUACCGGUCUUCAUUGGACGAAUUACCGAUCCAACUGCCUGACCUCGUCCUGUAAUGCAGUGUUCCAGAUCAGCAACAGCAACGUUUUCGAAACAACUAGCCGCAUAAACCAUAAAGCAAUCGCAAAGUACGGCUGUGUUUAUCUGAAGCGCACCCGAAUACGAAAAUAAUUUCUAUGUAAUACAGUAAAAAAUUUGUACGUGUUUCAUACAGUUCGAGUACCGAUUUCUUAACCUUUCAAAUACGUUUGGUACUGAAAUGAAAUUGAUAUAAGUUUAUAUAACUGUUUGUUGGGGGAUCCUCGUAACGGCGUUAGCUUCUAAAAUGCGUAGGUGUACAGAUACCUUGGGCUUUUAGCACAAGCGGCACAAACCAGUACAACUUUUUAUGUAUUAGAUGAAUGCGUUAUCCGCAUGCUCCGUUGCGUUAAUAUUAUGGUAGCUGCGUUGCUUUAGUGUUUCUUUGAUUCUGCAGCCAGUCCCAUAAGAUGUACUUCCGAAGUGUCGACGUUUCAGUGUUCCUGCUGAAAACAGACCCGUGCAAUUUGCUGGUGUUUCACCGUUUUUUUUUUCGUACGCUGGAAAUGUUUCCUACGCAGAUUAACAACGGCCCAAACGCGCUAUCUAUCAGUAGAAAGCGAGCUCAUGCCAAUUAAUAACUACUUUAAUAAAAGAAGGCAGUAAAUUAUUCGAAUAAACGAUGCUUUCUGCCAAGCAACUUUUCUAAUUGUUGCUUUAUGGGAGUCCAAGUAUGUAAGACCUUAAUGAUAGCUGAGAAAAGCGAUCGUUCAACAAAACAUUAACUUUCUCGAUGCUGAUGCGAAAAUUAAGGAAAAUAAA